AUGAUGCCGUUAUCUGAACCCCGCCAUAUCAAGAAGCCCCGGUUAUCGCUCAGUUGCAUCGUCUGUCGGCGACGCAAGGUUCGCUGCGGUCGCGAACAGCCACAAUGUGCCAACUGCGUGCGCAUGAAAGAGAAUUGUGUCUACAGGGCCAUGGUCCGAGAUGAGUCUACCGGCCGUGUACGACCAGUAUCACCCCAGGACAGAGAUGCCAGAGACUCCGAUGCUCGCCUAGACCUCCCUUGGCCCCAUUGGGGCCCAGACGCCAAUGCGCCAUAUCCGGAGAAACCGUCUAGACCUCCUUCUCGUCCUCAAUUAUCCAAUGCCAGUCCUUCUCCACAUCGACAGCUAUAUCCAACAGUCCCUUCAUGGGAAGAGGCUAUCCAGCUCCCUCAUUUUCGUGACGCGAGCGUUCCUCAAAUUAGAGGUAGCUCGACAACUACCCGAGAUCCCUCCCCGGUGCCCUCAACAAGCUCUUUUCCGACCCUUCGCGACCCCCUCUGCCGCGACUAUCUGAGUAUACGACGAGGUGGCCGCGUGCGAUAUGUUGGUCGGACUUUCUGGGGUCUCGUUGCCGGCAAGGAGAAUUUGAGCGAUGACUUCUUUGACGAAAACCGACAUGCCCACCCCGAUCUGCCCCUUCCCCAUAUUUCCUCUAUCGGCAUGUUUAAUCUCCUGCGGUCGCUACCCACCAAGCCCGUGAGUGAUGCCCUGUUCGAGAUCUUCUUCCUCGCCGUGUGGCCGCUUGUUCCUCUCCUACACCCGCCUUCCCUGCAGGCAGAAUACGACGAGUUCUGGGAUUGGUGCCGGAACAGUGAGAGUGCGUUACCCUCGGAUAAACUUCGCGAUGACCCUACCUUUAUAUGCCUUCUCUUUGCAGUCCUAUAUUGUGGCGCAUCCGCAGCACCAGUAGCCAGCUGGACGUACACCAACCUCCAUGGUCUACAGAAGGAGACGACAGUGAGCCACCUCAAGUCGGCAUUUACGACGAGCCUUUCUUUGUGUCAGCAUCUGGAGCAUCCAACUUUCAAUACACUAGUUUCAACUUUGCUGACGGGGCCGUUCCUGGACCGGCCCUUCGAGCCCAUGCGUAGUCUGGUGCAUGUGAGCACCACGGUGCGCAUUGCUCAGAUUAUGGGUUUACAUCGGGAAGGAACAUGGUCUGGGAUGAGUUGCGUGGAUAAGGAAAUCCGUCGUCGCAUCUGGUGGCACAUUGUUUGGCUCGAUGUGCAGUCGAGCAUCUCCACGGGGCUGACCCCCUGUUGUGGGAACGAGGCCUUGGAGACUGUGAGCAUGGUCGACACUCACCAUGAGGAACCCAGCGAUAUCCCUGCUAGACUUUCCCAACGCACCGACUCUGUGACUAAGACUAAUGGGAAAUCGGUGGCCGCACUAUACGCCAUCGGACGCUUUCAGACUGCUCACUUAAAAGCGAAAAUCGUGGCGCACCUGCAGAGCGCGCAAGGUCCGACCCAGGAUGGAUUUGGCGAGCUGGUCACAGAUGCCAAGGGGCUUCUGCAGAAGAUCGACUCGAUCAUUGCACGCGUUCCUACGCAGGGAAUCCCGGAAAGGGGUUACAUCCCAUCCCGCCUGGCCAAUGCAUCUCCAUCCACGCAUCCCUCGUUGUACAAGGAUGAUGCAAAGCAGCCAACCGUCUUUGCAGCCUGGACGCGAAUUAUGUUAACAUUGCUGAAAUCGGAAGUGGCCAUUUUAUUGCAGAAACCAUUUCUGCUACCCCCAGACAGGAAGAAUGCCAUGACGCAGCUUUGUGUGAAUUACUUGCGUAUCUACCUGCAGCUGUAUCAAGCUCCUGCAUUCUCCCCCUACGCGUGGUUUUUCUGCAGCCACUAUGGGCCUCUCCAAUGCGUAUUCAUCACCCUAAUAUAUCUCCAUUCCUUUCCGGACUCUGGAGAGACCUUGCUGGCCCGAUAUUGUGUUGAUGAGGUUAUACAUCACUGCGUGGCCCAGUAUCAAACUCCAAAUGGCUGUUCGACGAGGACCAGCCCUGAUGAUACUGAUUCCAAUGCGAGCAAGGCGCGGAUGCCAUUGGUCAUUCAGGUUCUCGUUGACCUUCACGAACGCCUCGACUCAUCUCUUGAAGCUGAAGACCGGCCCCCGCUGCCAUUGGACCUGAUCGGGUGUCAAGCUCGCUUUCCUACGUCGCACCUUGCUACCAAGUCGAGCGAGUUACGCGCGACAUCCAUUCAUACCUCUCCCGAUGGAUCCUCCUCUACCACUCGCACCAACCGCAAUUGUGAGACCCCAUCUAUGACCACAGGACCUCUUCCAGUGGUCGCUGGCGAAAAGCCAGGCCCGCCAAACAGCCUCUUGGUGGCUGGCAGUGACUCGGGCUUAGAUAUGGACUUCCUUGCUACUAUUUCCGAUCUAGAGGCCUGGUCGUCGUCGUUGAUUCUGGAAUCCGACAACCUCCUGGCGCAUUCUGAUAAUAUAACGCCCGAUCAUGCUAUAAUCACAGGGUUAGGCGCGCACAGUAUAGCAACUGGUCGCCGCGACCUGCAUGAAGGAUUCGAUUUCCAAGCGUAA
This is a messenger RNA of Penicillium concentricum, 2541 nucleotides long. Its product is annotated as Zn(II)2Cys6 transcription factor. The transcript has 3 exons. Gene Ontology annotation, biological process: DNA-templated transcription; regulation of DNA-templated transcription. Bases 1 to 2541 code for a protein of 846 amino acids. Gene Ontology annotation, molecular function: zinc ion binding; DNA-binding transcription factor activity, RNA polymerase II-specific; DNA binding. NCBI's taxonomy places the organism in Eukaryota, Fungi, Ascomycota, Eurotiomycetes, Eurotiales, Aspergillaceae. The record is from RefSeq and is a predicted model, not a curated record.